AUGCACUUCCUCUCCAUCCUCGGUCUCGCGGCCGUGGCCGUCGGCCAGCUCACCUCGUCUUCCCUCGAGAAGCACGUCGACUCCGUCACGCUCAGCAAGUCCUUCAACCCCAUCAAGGAGGCGUACUGGACCGGCUACCCCCACCACCGCCGCACCCCCUUCGCCGUCUCCCCCGAUGGAAAGUCGGCCUACCUCGCCUACCUCGACUCCUCCGAGACCGGUGUCCACGUCCAGCCCAUCGACCCGACCACCUUCGCCGCCACCGGCGACCUGGUGACCAUCUCCGGCGGAAAGGAGGCCGGCGGUCUCGUUGCCCACAACGAUGGUUUCGCCAUCCUCACCAACGAGGCGCUUUCCGGCGUCACUGACCCCGUUGCCGUCCUCUACCGCUACACCAACGGCAAGGAGACCUUCAAGACCUACCUCGGCGGCCCCGAUGUCGACCAGGGCCAGGCUAUGAUGUCCCCCGACAUGAACGGUGACCUCGUCUUCUCCGAGAAGGCCGGCUACUACGCUGCUUACAUCGUCGUCACCGCCUACCAGGGUGAUGCCACCGGCCACUUUGGCGAUGCCAUCCGCUACAUCGACACCACCGGCAAGCUCACCAACAUCGCCGGUGCUUCUUCCUCCUGGGGCUGCUCCCACAACACCGGUAUCGCCUUCGAGGCCGCCGACGAGGCCCCCUUCGCGUCUCUCUGCGCUGAGGACCAGGGUGCUAUCUGGCUCAACACCAAGACCCAGGGCAUGACCAGCGACGGUGUCAAGGUUUCCAACGAGCACGUCAUCAACGGCGGCGCCAACGAGGCCAUGGGAGGCAUGUCUGGCUCCUACAGUGUCCUGGCCCGCUUCAUCGGCGCUGACUCCUACAUCUUCUCCUGGGUUUCCCGCGGUGCCAAGGACCUGACCGCCAACGAGUGGAUGGGCAGCGGCUACACCACCUCCAAGAACCGCACCAACAACCGCAACGUCGCCAUCGCCCUCUUCUCCGACAAGAACACCCUCGUCGGCGACCAGGCCACCUCCGAGGUCGGUGCCGCUGACGGUGACAAGCAGGUCAACUGGAUGACCUCCGGCACCAACGACUGCUCCAACGCCCACGCCGCCGCCUUCGACAGCUCCAAGGCCCUCGUCACCUGGGAGGAGAUCUCCAACCCCAUCUGCGACUUCGACGCCAUGGGCUGCAAGGGUACCUUCGCCGGCACCAAGUUCCAGAUGGUCGGCAGCGACGGUAAGAAGGUUGGCGAGGCCGUCUCCGCUGACGACACAUACGUCGCCGGUGACAUGGUCACCAUGUCCGACGGCCGCAUCUGCUGGCCCUACGUCUCCAUGGACUGGAAGCUCGACGGCCCCGUCACUGGCUCUCCCGUCUCCAAGAUGUCCUUCGCCUGCAUGAGCGGUGGCUCUGGCUCCGGCGGCAGCGCUUCUGCUGCCCCUGCUUCCUCCGCGGCCGCUUCCACCGCUGCCCCCGUUGCCUCUUCCGCCCCCGCCGUCUCCUCCACCGAGGCCGUCGACGCCGUUGCCACCUCCGCCGGCUCCGCUGACCCCACCUUCGCCUCCGGCGCCGCCCCCGAGCCCAUCUUCUCCACCAUCUCCGGCUCCGCCCUCCCCAGCUCCAGCGCCCCCGCCGCCUCUGCCCCGGCCGUUCCCUCCUCCGAGCCCGCCGCUUCCGUCCCCGCUGAGACCCAGGCUGCCGCCUCCUCUUCCUUCUCCGCGCCCGCCGGCGCCCCCGAGCCUUCCUUCGUGACCGUCUCGGCUGACCCUGUUGCCUCCUCUGCUCCCGCCGGCACCGGCCUGCCUGUCGAGACCAUCCCCGACGCGCCCGCCACCUCCGCCGCCUCUGCCGACCCCGUCGCCACCCAGGCCCCGUCCUCUGCCGGUGCCUCCAAGACCAGGACCCGCAAGCACCGCACCAAGUCCCGCAAGGGCCCCAAGCCCACCGGCGGUGCUGGCAAGCCUAGCGGCGCCGGAUGCGUCAACCGCACCACCAUCCACACCGUCUAUGUCACCAGACGUUAA
Molecule: messenger RNA, 2016 nt
Organism: Colletotrichum chrysophilum
Lineage: Eukaryota; Fungi; Ascomycota; Sordariomycetes; Glomerellales; Glomerellaceae
Exons: 1
Coding region: 1-2016 (671 amino acids)
Source: RefSeq, a predicted model, not a curated record